This is a messenger RNA of Dipodomys spectabilis (banner-tailed kangaroo rat), 1512 nucleotides long. Its product is annotated as extensin-1-like. Lineage: Eukaryota; Metazoa; Chordata; Mammalia; Rodentia; Heteromyidae. Bases 1 to 1512 code for a protein of 503 amino acids. The transcript has 3 exons. The record is from RefSeq and is a predicted model, not a curated record.
AUGGUCAGAUCCCCUGCAGGCAGAUCCAGGGGUGAUCCAGACCCCAAGGCCGAGGGCUUGACCCCUGACCUCGCCACCUGUACCGAGGAGCUUUCGAGACAGCGGGGCCCCCAGAGCCAGCGGACCCUGGGCCCUGCCCCAGCCACAGCCCACGCACAGCCCACCGGCGGGCAGGACGCUUGGACUCCCAGUGCUCCAGCCGUCUCCCGGAGCUCGCACCCCUGCGCGCACACCGUGCCACCCACCGUCUCCUGGAGCUCACACCCCUGCACGCACACCGUGCCUCCCGCUGUCUCCCGGAGCUCGCACCCCUGCACGCACACCGUGCCACCCCGCCAUCUCCCGGAGCUCGCACCCCUGCAUGCACACCGUGCCGCCCACUGUCUCCCGGAGCUCGCACCCCUGCGUGCACACCGUGCCGCCCGCCGUCUCCUGGAGCUCGCACCCCUGCACACACACUGUGCCGCCCGCCGUCUCCCGGAGCUCGCACCCCUGCACGCACACCGUGCCGCCCCGCCGUCUCCCGGAGCUCGCACCCCUGCGCGCACACUGUGCCGCCCCGCCAUCUCCCGGAGCUCGCACCCCUGCGCGCACACUGUGCCGCCCGCCGUCUCCCGGAGCUCGCACCCCUGCGCGCACACUGUGCCGCCCACCGUCUCCUGGAGCUCGCACCCCUGCAUGCACACAGUGCCGCCCACCGUCUCCUGGAGCUCGCACCCCUGCACGCACACCGUGCCGCCCCGCUGUCUCCCAGAGCUCGCACCCCUGCACGCACACACUGUGCCGCCCACUGUCUCCCAGAGCUCACACCCCUGCACGCACACCAUGCCGCCCGCUGUCUCCCGGAGCUCGCACCCCUGCGCGCACACUGUGCCGCCCGCUGUCUCCCGGAGCUCGCACCCCUGCACGCACACCGUGCCGCCCGCCGUCUCCCAGAGCUCACACCCCUGCGCGCACACUAGCUCACACCCCUGCACGCACACCGUGCCGCCCACCGUCUCCUGGAGCUCGCACCCCUGCACGCACACCGUGCCGCCCGCUGUCUCCCAGAGCUCGCACCCUUGCACGCACACCGUGCCGCCCGCCGUCUCCCGGAGCUCGCACCCCUGCGCGCACACUGUGCCGCCCGCCAUCUCCCGGAGCUCGCACCCCUGCGCGCACACUGUGCCGCCCGCCGUCUCCCGGAGCUCGCACCCCUGCAUGCACACUGUGCCGCCCACCGUCUCCUGGAGCUCGCACCCCUGCGUGCACACCGUGCCGCCCGCCGUCUCCUGGAGCUCACACCCCUGCGUGCACACCGUGCCGCCCGCCGUCUCCCGGAGCUCGCACCCCUGCACGCACACCGUGCCGCCCGCUGUCUCCCGGAGCUCACACCCCUGCACGCACACCGUGCCGCCCGCUGUCUCCCUGCUGCCCGGCCACGUCCUUCCCUUCCCUCCCAUCCGUUUCCUCUUCCAUCUUCCAGAUCCAGACAGACGUGUCUCCCCUGCAGGUGGUCCUGCAGCGCCUUGA